Messenger RNA from Balaenoptera ricei (Rice's whale), 2089 nucleotides. RefSeq names its product IQ motif containing D (gene DRC10). NCBI's taxonomy places the organism in Eukaryota, Metazoa, Chordata, Mammalia, Artiodactyla, Balaenopteridae. Gene Ontology annotation, molecular function: protein binding. The transcript has 5 exons. The coding region runs from base 536 to 1921 and encodes 461 amino acids. The record is from RefSeq and is a predicted model, not a curated record.
CCCAGCAACGCAGGCACCUCGGUGGUUACCACGGGUAGAAAAACCUGAAGCCCUCUGAGCAGGUGAAUGAGUUUGUGGGGAAGGGCUGUGAAUGAUGAAGAGAUGGUGAAUGGGGUCUAGCCCUCUAUCCUUUGGCUCUCUGAGGAAUCAGUAGCCCCCCACCGUGAGCCCGUCGCCGACUCAGGAUCCUGCUCUCCAGCCCCUGCCUCAGUUUGGACCUCCCUCUCGACCCCCUGCAAGGACUACCGGGCAUCCUCUACUCGGCCCCUCCACUUGUCCACUUCCUCAUCCGUAAAACGUGGAUGAUACUAGUCAAGUGGAAUCGCAUCAAAGUUAACUACUUUCAAGUCAAACAUAGGUGCUGGGGGUGAGAGUGUAGUUUAUAAGUCCGUUACCAUUUCACCCAACGGCCUAUACAUCCCAGGGCGAGCAUCCAAUGAAAGGUUGCCAGAGACAAUAAAAGCAGGAAGCCCAGAUAGUGUACCAAAGUCUCAAUCUCUCAGGGCGUACAAAGGCGAAGAAGACCGCUCAUAAAAUGGCUUUGGACGUCCUUGCCGUGGCCCCUCUCUACCAAGACCCUGACGUCAACAAAGUAAGGCUGAUAGCACAGACGACCAAAAAGUCCACCACCCCGCCAAAACCCUUGCCUCCUACCAAGACCAAACUCACCACCAUCGAGACCAAGAGGAUCAUGUCCGUCCUGGACGAGACCAUUCACAAGGUGGAGUUGGUGACCCUGCUGUCAUACGUGGCAUCCAGUUCCAAGAAUUCGGAGGGGAUGCUGGGGGAGGACAUCAUGAAAGCAGUGAGAGAGCACGAGGACCUUUGCCAGAUCCUCCUGGACCGCGUCAAUUACCUGCAGGAGGAAGAAAGGCAGUUGCAGGAGGAAGAGGAGUUCGAGGAUGAACCGUGGUUCCGAGACCGUGUCCUCUCCAUAAAGGUGCAGAAAUCCCACCUCCCACCCCUUAUGCAACGGAUCAAAGGAUCCACCAAGAACGUCAUGAGACUGCUGCUCAGUAACCCCCAGGCUGCCAGUCUGUUGCAGGUGCAGACCCUGGGCAGAAGUGCGGAAGCCCAGAGUUUUAUCGAUAGCCUGGUAGAACUCCGAGGUUUCCUGUUUGAGAAGCUGCUCACUAGUCCCAUGGAAGCCAGAGACAAGACUCAGUUCAUCCAGGACAUCACCAGACGGAAUCAGAGGAACCAGGAAAUCAUCGGUACUCUGGAAAAUGAAUUGGCAGCCUGCGUGAGGAACAGGGAUGCAGAGGUGGAGAAGGAGAACUUCGUGAUCCAAGAACUGAAAAACCACCUGCACCAGGUGCUCAGGUUCUCAGAGAACAGCCUCCUUCGCACCAAGCAGGAGGCGGAGAGGCGGCAGAAGGCGGACUUCCGGGCCUCGCAGGCCCGGGUGGCCAAGAUCCAGCAGGAGAUCCUGCUGCUGCGGUCGCAGUUCAACAGCCUGGUCAUGGAGAACCGGCGGGCGGAGCAGGCGCUGAGGAAGAAAAAAUAUAAAGUGGAAACGGAAAUUGAGAACUGGAUCCAGAAAUACGAUUUGGAGAUGAGUGAAAAGCAGGAUGAGUACGAGGAGCUGGAUGUCAUCCACAAAGAGGAGAAGCUCCAGCUGGAGGAGCUGAAGAGACGGCAUGACGUGCUGGUGGAAGAGUUCUCCCAGAUCCAGGCUGAGCAGGAGAGCAACGCCAAGAAGAGGCUGGAAGCCGAGCAGGAGAUGGUGCACAUGGUGCGGGCUGCCACGCUCAUCCAGGCCCUGUGGAAGGGCUACCUGGUCCGCUCCAUGCUCAGGUCCAAGAAGAGGAAGCGGAGCAAGAGCAAAGUGAAGGAGGAGAAGGGCAAGGGCAAGGGCAAGGGCAAGGGCAAGGAGAAGGGCAAGGGCAAGGGCAAGGGCAAGGGUAAGGGUAAGAAAUGAGUCCUUCCCCCAGCCUGCCCAGACCCCUGCCCUCACCAUGAUCUUACCUCUCACUCGAGAGCCGGCCUGGAAGCCCCUGGGAUGUGGAGCCCUGCGAUUCAUGGCUUUAACACUUUUUCAAAAUUAAAAACCCUUUUAAACCACAGCCUACAAAUAAACUUCACUUUA